AUGUGUGGUAUCUUCGCGUGUCAUCAUCACCCUGAUGUGCAAAAGUUCAAGCCUACGGCUUUGCGCAUGGCCAAGGCUGUGCGCCAUCGUGGACCCGACUGGAGCGGCAACUUUGUCUCUGAAGGAACCAUCCUCGCCCACGAGCGUCUGAGUAUCGUCGGUGUCGACUCCGGUGCCCAGCCCCUGGUCAACGAUGAUGGCUCCCUGGCUCUGGCCGUCAAUGGCGAAAUCUACAACCACCGUAUCAUUCGGAAGACCCUGAAGACCCCUUACAACUACAAGACGCAUUCGGAUUGCGAAGUCGUCAUCCCGCUGUAUAUGGAACAUGGCCUCGACGCCCCCAAGUACCUCGAUGGAAUGUUCUCCUGGGUCCUCUAUGACAAGAACCAGGACCGUGUGGUCGCCGCUCGUGACCCCAUCGGUAUCACCAGCUUCUACAUCGGCUGGUCCUCCGAGACCCCCGGCGCUGUCUUCUUCGCCUCGGAGUUGAAGUCUCUGCACCCUGUCUGCGACAAGAUCCAGGCCUUCCCUCCGGGUCAUGUCUACGACUCUAAGACCGGUGAGAUGACCCGGUACUUCCAGCCUAAGUGGUGGGAUCCCACCAACGUCCCCUCGACACCCGUCGACUACAAGAUUCUUCGUCACAGCCUCGAGAAGUCCGUCCGUAAGCGUCUGAUGGCUGAGGUCCCCUACGGUGUGCUGCUGUCUGGUGGUCUCGACUCCAGCCUGGUUGCGUCUAUCGCUCAGCGUGAGACUCUGCGCAUGCAGGCCGCUGCCAAGGAGGCGAUCCAGAACCAGACCGGUACUUCCGAUCUGGUUGGUAUUGACGACUCCAACGAGCUGUCCACGGUCACCACCUUCCAGCAGCUGCACUCCUUUUCCAUUGGUCUGCCCGGUGCUCCCGACACGGAGGCGGCUCUCGAAGUGGCCCGUUUCCUCGGCACCAAGCACUACGCCUUCACUUUCACCAUUGAGGAUGGUCUCAACGCUCUGUCCGAUGUCAUCUACCAUCUGGAGACGUAUGAUGUCACCACCAUCCGUGCUUCCACCCCUAUGUACCUCCUGAGCCGUAAGAUCAAGGCGAUGGGCGUCAAGAUGGUUUUGAGUGGUGAGGGUAGCGACGAGAUCUUCGGUGGCUACCUCUACUUCCACGCUGCCCCCAACCGGGAGGAGUUCCACCGCGAGACUGUGCGUCGUGUCAAGAACCUGCACCUGGCUGACUGCCUCCGUGCCAACAAGUCCACCUCUGCCUGGGGUCUCGAGGCCCGUGUGCCCUUCCUCGACAAGGAGUUCCUCGAGGUGUCCAUGGGCGUUGACCCCAAGGAUAAGAUGAUCACGGGCGACCGCAUUGAGAAGUACAUCCUGCGCAAGGCCUUCGACACCAGCGACGAGCCGGAUGUCGCUCCCUACCUCCCGGACAAGAUCCUCUGGCGUCAGAAGGAGCAGUUCAGCGACGGUGUUGGCUACAGCUGGAUUGAUGGCCUCAAGGACGAGGCGGAGCGUCAGGUCACGGAUGAGAUGAUGAAGAACCCCAAGCCCGAGUGGGGCAACGACAUCCCCGACACCAAGGAAGCGUACUGGUACCGUAUGAUGUUCGACGAGCACUUCCCCCCUUACUGCGCGUCCACUGUCGAGCGUUGGGUGCCGACGUGGUCCAAGCAGACCGAUCCCAGUGGCAGAGCCAUCUCGACCCACAAGGCCAAGUACGAUACCGCCGCGUAA
Messenger RNA from Aspergillus terreus NIH2624, 1722 nucleotides. Its product is annotated as asparagine synthetase B. Gene Ontology annotation, molecular function: asparagine synthase (glutamine-hydrolyzing) activity. The record is from RefSeq and is a predicted model, not a curated record. Bases 1 to 1722 code for a protein of 573 amino acids. The transcript is spliced from 9 exons. NCBI's taxonomy places the organism in Eukaryota, Fungi, Ascomycota, Eurotiomycetes, Eurotiales, Aspergillaceae. Gene Ontology annotation, cellular component: cytosol.